Messenger RNA from Hylaeus volcanicus, 2760 nucleotides. RefSeq names its product segmentation protein Runt-like. Lineage: Eukaryota; Metazoa; Arthropoda; Insecta; Hymenoptera; Colletidae. Bases 604 to 1569 code for a protein of 321 amino acids. Gene Ontology annotation, biological process: regulation of DNA-templated transcription. Gene Ontology annotation, cellular component: nucleus. The transcript has 4 exons. Gene Ontology annotation, molecular function: RNA polymerase II cis-regulatory region sequence-specific DNA binding; DNA-binding transcription factor activity, RNA polymerase II-specific; ATP binding. The record is from RefSeq and is a predicted model, not a curated record.
AGCAAGAGCGUGAGACGAAUGUUUGACGAGAGAGGGAAGAGCGAAGACUAUAAGAAAGAGCAGAGGCGCAAGCCACCCUCGGGCAAGAGAGGCAGGAGUCUGACGGCCCCUUUCGCAAGGCAGCUCCUAGGCCUGGUUAGGGGCGAAGGCGGCGAGCCGCGGAGGCCACAACACGACCGCCGUCCUCAUUGGUCGACGCGCCUGGCCUGGGUGGGGCUCCGGAAAAAUUGGAGGGGAGAAAAAUCCCCUCUAAAUAGCUGCGGCUGCGGCCGCGAAAAACUAGACUCCGCUCGGCCGGCAUCGAGUGCGCGUCGGUUCGGUGUAAUAGUUUCGUGAGAAGUUUUUUUUAUUUUAAACGCGGAGUGCAACGAGCUAAGACGAGUUUCUUCGACGGCUUCGGUACCGGUUUCCCCUGAAGCGAAAAUAGACUUUGUUUACAAUCGAUGGUGCUUCGGGGACCAUAACAGUGCAGUUGGAAGGUACACAGUGAUAUCGAAUCUGAACUGAGUGCGCAGAGGAUAUAAAGCUGACUUUGUGUUAUCGAGGAUUAACCUAGUCGGACUGUUGCUUCGCGAGUAUACAGAAAUUCAACGGUGAAGAAACAUGCAUCUACCGGCGGGACCGUUAGGAAUGGAUAGCUUCAACGCCAUCCACGAGACCCUACAAGCCUGUCACGGCGACCUCGUGAAGACCGGAAGUCCCGCCAUCCUGUGCAGCGCGUUACCAUCGCAUUGGCGGUCGAACAAAUCGCUACCAGUGGCCUUCAAGGUCGUCGCACUCGACGAGGUCAGCGACGGAACCCUGGUCACCAUUCGAGCAGGAAAUGACGAGAACUGCUGCGGAGAGCUAAGGAACUGCACCGCUGUCAUGAAGAAUCAGGUCGCCAAAUUCAACGACCUCAGAUUCGUCGGUCGCAGCGGGAGAGGAAAAUCGUUCUCUUUGACUAUACAAAUCAGCACGGUGCCGUUUCAAGUCGCUACCUACACAAAGGCUAUCAAGGUCACCGUGGAUGGACCGAGGGAACCAAGGUCCAAGUCGAACUAUCAGUACGGGCCCGGAUUCCCUGGACUAGGAUUGCUCAACCCGUGGAUGGACGUUGCAUAUCUAGGACACGCGUGGCAUUUGUCUCAUCCGGCGUUCAAAGGUACGAACCCGAUGCCGCCGACGGAUCUUUUCUCGCCGACGUUCCCGCCGAUGGGAAUUUUACCCUCUUACCCGUUCGCGAACGUCAAGUAUCCGAUGGAGUACGCCACGCUACCGCCAGAGACGACAACCACCGUCACCACGGCAGCAGCCAUUCCGAACAGCCCGUCCAGAACGCCGCCGAGGAGUCCCAGCGAUUCCGGGAGCGAAUCGGCGCCAGAGGAGGUUCGCAGCGCGUUCGUGCCAAUCAGAUUAAACACCCUACCACCGGCGUCAUCGGUCAUCUCCGCGACCGCCUCGUCCCCCGCCUCGACACCGGAGAAGACCGUCCCAAAGAAACCCGCCGAGAACGCCAGGAGCAAGUUGAAGACCGCCACGACCAUGAUUUCUCCGCAGCCCACGAAAAAGUUCUGGAGGCCUUACUAGGGUGCGAGGAACGAGUUGCAGACUCGGUGAAAUCUGGACAUACAAUUCCCGCUGGAAGGCUAGUGAUUAUUUAGACGUUGUCGGGUGGAUACAUGUCCCUUCCGUUCACGGACGACCGACGUUAAGGGGUGUGACUAGUUCGACUCUAACGCUGGACGAUAUUUCAGAUUCGGUCGGAGAAUCGUAUCGGAUGCGACUCCGUGUCUCGAGUAUCGGGUGUGAUUUCACGUUUCGUGUACACGCGUUUAUUUACUUUUUAUCGGGCUACAGGAUCUUUUCAAAUUUACGCGAUUCAUUCCGUCGAAGAAACGGUAAAAUCUUGUUGCCACGAUUCACGUGACGGCUCUCGUUCUGGUGAUUUCAAACGAAUCAGACGUGUUCUUACUCCGAAUAGAUCUUGCUGUAAUUUGAAUUGGUAGAAGUAAGGAAACUUGACAACUGAAAGAAUUAGAGCAAGACAACGUUCAAUUGCUUCGAAUAGAUUCUGCAUACAUAUAUCGGGACAAUGUUAAUUUAGACGGUACAGGAGCAUCGAGUGGUUCUCGAGAUAUCUUCCUCAACGGCGUGAACAGUGUCGUCUCGAGGAUAAACGAAUCCAAAGUUGGGGAUGCGGUAUUAGAUACACGGCGAGUUAAAAUAGAUUCUGCGGCAUAAAUCUUUUUAAGAUCUUUUUAACUAGAAUUUAGUCAGAUCCCUUAAUCGUUGCUCUCGCCUGAGCGACUUUUUUUCGUUAGACGGUUUGCAUUUGUUGUUGUUUUCUCAUCACGAUGACGUCGGAGACGCCACCUUCGGUUUUACGAAGGUGUCGCUAAGAGGACUGUAGUCACGUUUACGGAGAUCGUACGUGGACUCGGGCGGUGGAUCAGGAAACGGUUCGUCGAUCGGAGGCUGGUCACUUUCGGUCACUAGAUCGCGUGUAAUAUUCUCGAGAAACGAUUAUUGUACAUAGGACACUUUGUAUAUACGUGUAGAUAGUUCGUGGACAAUAAUAUAGAGAGACAGAGAUAUUAUAUGUACAUUCGUGAGUGUAGGAACGAGUGUGUUGCGUAUGCGUGUGGGUGUGCGAGCGAGAGAGACCAAAAGACAGAGAUAUUGAUAUUAUUUAUAAGCCAGAGAUCUAAUUUAAUGUAAACAGAUGGUAUUAUAUAGAAACGCAGCGAAAACAAAAUAAAAACGAAAUCGAUGCGAAAA